AACGGCAGCAGCAUCAAGAACUUUCCCAACGCUGCCAAACAUGGGUGUACCAUUUGAUUAUUCUCCGGACCGACCGGAGCACAUUGACAAUAUUCUCAAUGGUCUGGACAGAUAUAAUCCGGAGACUACGGGUGUCUUCCAGGACUACGUGAGCCAGCAAUGCGAAGAGAGAACGUACGAUUCCUACGCCAAUCUGGCUCUGCUGAAGCUUUACCAAUUCAAUCCUCAUCUCGCCCGCGAUGAAACCAUCACGAAUAUCCUCGUCAAAGCUUUGACCGUCUUCCCUGCUCCUGACUUCAGCUUGUGCCUCCACCUUCUCCCGCCUCACGUCCUCACACCUGUCUCAACCGCCAACCUCAGCCCUGCUGCCGGUGAUGCUCCUCUCUCGGAGGCCGUGCAGAAGCUCAACAUCCUUAGCAACCACCUCUCUUCUGCCUCCUACGCCAGCUUCUGGAGUACACUCGACAGUGACGACCUCUAUGCUGAUCUCAUCGCCGACGUCAGCGGCUUUGAGGAACUCAUGCGCAUUCGGAUCGCUGUGACUGUCAGCCAGUGCGUAAGAGAGAUUGAGAGGAACGUUCUGGAGAGCUGGCUGCGACUGUCAGGCCAGGAGUUCGAGAAGUUUGUCAAGGAAGUCUGUGGCUGGGAGAUCAGCGGCAAGUCCGUCCGGGUACCUCUGAACAAGGAGAACGAGGCCAAGGGCACUGUCGUGAGAGAGAACGUGAAGUUUGACCAAUUCUCAAGGAUGGUCAAACGGGCUUAUGAGCAGCCUGCAUAAUGGAAUUUCGCCUCUUUUUUUUUUUUUUUUUUUUUUUU
Molecule: messenger RNA, 816 nt
Organism: Xylona heveae TC161
Lineage: Eukaryota; Fungi; Ascomycota; Xylonomycetes; Xylonales; Xylonaceae
Product: ARM repeat-containing protein
Exons: 3
Coding region: 41-778 (245 amino acids)
Biological process (GO): regulation of translational initiation
Cellular component (GO): eukaryotic translation initiation factor 3 complex; cytoplasm
Molecular function (GO): ribosome binding; translation initiation factor activity
Source: RefSeq, a predicted model, not a curated record